AUGGCUGGAACGCAGGUGGGGCUGCAUGGACCAUUCCCGGACCCGCAGGUCAGGUCGGGCACAGACUCGGAUUCUGAUUCAGACUCAGAGGGUCUGGGCACGGGCAGUGCUGGACCAGGCUCAGGCUCCCUGCUGCAUUCGCAGGUCAUCCACAGCGGCCACUUCAUGGUCUCCUCGCCGCACAGCGACUCGGUGCCCCGCCGGCGCCACCAUGGUACUGAGCCAGAGCCAGCUGAUCCCCACACCAUCGACCUGACCCUCACUCGGCUCUUCGAGUGCAUGAGCCUGGCCUACAGUGGGAAGCUGGUGUCUCCAAAGUGGAAGAAUUUCAAGGGUCUGAGGUUGCUUUGCCGAGAUAAAAUCCGCCUCAACAACGCUAUCUGGAGAGCCUGGUACAUCCAAUAUGUGGAGCGGAGGAAGAGUCCCGUGUGUGGGUUUGUGACCCCCCUGGAGGGCUCCGAGGCGGAAGAGCACCGGAAACCCGAGGCUGUCGUGCUGGAGGGGAACUACUGGAAGCGACGGAUCGAGGUGGUGAUGAAGGAGUAUCACAAGUGGAGGAUUUACUACAAGAAGCGACUUCGAAAGUCCAGCCGGGAGGGUGAGAUCUCCAGCCCGAAGCAGGAUGAGGGUGUGUGGAAGCCAUCGGAGAAAUGGUGCAACCAGCUGUUCUCUAGCGUGGUGCCCAUGCUGCUGGGGGAUGAGAAUGAGGAGGCUGGAGGGAGGCAGCUUUUUGACCUGGACAGCUUCCUCUCGGACAUCUCAGAUACACUCUUCACCAUGACGCAGUCCCCCUGCUCCCACCAGAUGCUCCCAGAAAACGCCUACACUGGGAACGCCGACAUGAUCCAGCCAGGCCUGACCCCACUGCAGCCAAAUCUUGAUGAUUUUAUGGAAAUCUCAGAUCUCUUCACCGGCCACCGCCCACUGCCUUCACAAAUGCAUCUGAGCUACCAAGAGCAGCCCUGCUUCACGCCCAUGGCUGACACCCUAUACAGCAGCAGCAGUACCCCACCUGCCAGCCACGCAGACCCACUGAUGGCCUCCAGAGCCCUGCCUGCCAGCUACGUUGAUGCCCCAAUCCCGCCCAAUGGCCACCUACAGUCUAGCAGCAACUGCUCCUCCCGGCUCAGCCUGCCUGGCUCCUUCCUCAGCUCUGAUUUCCAGCCAGCCCCGCGGCCCGUGGACCCCCGCAGCGGCCUGUGCUCUGACCUCAAGCACAAGCCCCCGCUCCAUUAUGGGCUCCCCAGCAAGAGUCUCAGCAUGGAGCCCUUCGGCCCUUCCUACUGCACCCCAGCAGCCCCCCAAGGAGCCUUCGUGCUGGGCCAGGACCCCCUGUACCCACCGGCUUCAGCACCGAGAUCCAAAUUCCAUUACUCCAGCUCCAUUAGCGGCUCUUCACUCUCCACGCCAUGCUUUACCCAGCACACGCCAGGCUUGAGCUACAGCGUGGACCUCCUGCCAACAGCAUACUCUGCUCUGUCCAGUGCCCAGCCCCUGCCCCCAGUGAUGCUGAGCGGCCCCACGUUUGCCACCCCCAAAGAGCAGUUGCCGUCUGGGGGCAGCAGCCCAAUGGUGAAGCCAGCCAGCCCCAAGACAAAGAGACCCAUGAGACUCCCUGUGCCCCCUUCCGUGGCUGUGCCUAACCCUUGCCUGACCCAGCUCCUGACUGCAGCUAAACCAGAGCUGGCCCUGGACCCUCCGUCCACUCCCAGUACCACCCUUAUCCCCACGUCGCCAGCCUCCCCGGCAGGGGGCCUUGCUGAAGUCCCCUCUAGCUUCCUGCCCCGCAUGGCCCAGCUGAGUCCGGGGCUGUCUCCUGGCUCCAGCCCUUCGCAGUCUGUCCCCAUCACACUGGCUGUGGUACAGCCGGGAUCCCUGCUUGUCCCCAAGACGGAGCAGCUUUCCCCCACAUCGGCCUGUGCCAGUGACUGGCUGAAGCCUGGACAGGUCUCUCCGGUGCCGGUUGGAGUGCUGACUGCCGGGAUCUCGCUGCAUCACUCCACCCCUAGCCGGGGUAGGCCGGAGUCCAGCAAGACAGAGAGCCGCCGCAUCACACACAUCUCCGCUGAGCAGAAGAGACGCUUCAACAUCAAGCUGGGCUUUGACACCCUGCACGGGCUGGUGAGCACUCUGAGUGCCCAGCCCAGCAUCAAGGUCAGCAAGGCCACCACACUGCAGAAGACAGCAGAGUACAUCUGCAAGCUGCAGCAGGAGAGGGCCGCCCUGCAGGACGAGGCGCAGCGGCUGCGGGAGCAGAUCGAGGAGCUCAAUGCAACCAUCAACCUGUGCCAGCAGCAGCUGCCCGCCACAGGAGUGCCCAUCACCCGCCAGCGCUUCGACCAGAUGCGCGAUAUGUUUGACGAGUACGUCCGCUCCUGCACGCUGCAAAACUGGAAGUUCUGGGUUUUCAGCAUCAUCAUCCGGCCUUUGUUUGAAUCCUUCAAUGGCAUGGUCUCCACAGCCAGCAUGGACAGCCUCAGCGAGACGUCACUAGCCUGGCUGGACCAGUAUUGCUCCCUCCCAGCACUUCGGCCUACUGUCCUGAGCUCUCUCCGCCAGCUGAGCAUUUCCACCUCUAUCCUGACCGACCCGGCAUGUGUACCCGAGCAGGCCACCCAGGCAGUGAUGAGGACAGACCCCAGCAACAACUCCUCCUAGUUACAAGGGAGGGGCCCGUCACACCUGGUAAGAUGCUCCAUUUCUGCAAAACAACCACUCGCCUUUACCAGCAAGAGUCUCCUAUUGCAGUCUCAGUCCCGCUGUCACCAUACUGCCUCCCCCAUCCAUGCGGUGGGAGGCCGUCAGCAAAAGGAAAGACAAAAUCAGUGCAUGAUCCAGGACACCUGCUGCAUGGACACGUUCCACCACCCAAGAUGCUGAUGUCCAGAAGAGCUUUUCCUCAGAAAAUUCCUUACCUGAAAAUAGCACCGUGCAAGGCUACACGUGGGAAAUGCCGACGGUCUUGGAGAACCUGGUUCCUUCACAACGACUCCCUCCAGGUGCUGACCUCAAAUUAAAACACUGGUAUACUCUAACUUGAAAAGAGGCAGAGUGGCAAAGCUUGGUGACUUUAGGGAGAGGGAUAGCUCAGUGGUUUGAGCAUUAGCCUGCUAAAGUCAGGGUUGUGAGUUCAAUCCUUGAGGGGACAAUUUAGGGAUCUGGGGCAGAAAUCUGUCUGGGGAUUGGUCCUGUUUUGAGCAGGAGGUGGGACUAGAUGACCUCCUGAGGUCCUUUCCAACCCUGAUAUUCUAUGAUUCUAUUCUAAGUGGAAGCUGAGAGAUGACCCUAAAUGUGAACAUGGAGAGCUUAGGUGAACAUUGGCUGAUGCAGUGCCCUGGAAAUCAUCCUGUACUCCUAAGGAAUUGAGAUCAGUGAGAACACCAGGUCUUGGCUGCAGUUUUGGAGUGACAAGCUAUGAUGAUGACCAGUGAGAGUAGGGGCUCAGAGGAGUCCAGGGUGCCCACUGAGAGAAGAGUGCCUUCCCCAACUUACUGCUCAGCAAUAGAGGCAGCAGCCACUGACCAGGGGAGGGAAUCACUCAGCUGCCUCUGGCUCCUAAGGAGAAGGAUUUGGGCCUUCAGUCUCCCUGAAGCCUUAUCUUCUGAAUCAAGCAAUGGAACCUGGUACUGCAUCCCCAGAGACCAAGGGACAGGGAGACCACAAGAGCUGCAGAAAAGCCCAUCUCAGCAACAAGAUGCUAGUGCCUCAUCCCCGACCUGUCCUAGGGAUGGAAGUGCCCCUGGAGAGUUGCAAACAAUGAGGCUGGUGCAUGAAGCUCUUUGUGGUUCCAUGGAAGAUGCCCCAUGAGAAGGUCAGCAUCUCUCACUGCCCAAGCCUUAUCUUCACAAAUAUGGCUGCUUCCGUUCAGUAUGCGAGGUCCUAGACUCUGGAUAACCAACUCUAUCCAGACUCUGUGUGUUUGCUUUAGUCUCCAGCCCAUUGUUAAUAGCUCCCAUGUCCACACUAGGUCUGAGUGGUUACUCUGGCUGGUGGGUGUUAAAUUCUAAGCAGUGGUUGUUCUGGUCACAUCUCUGGUGGAAUCCCCACCUCCCUUUCAGUCAAAUUUGAACUCAGAAGCUGGCUUCUGGAGUGGAGAAUACUGUACAAAUCAACAGAAAUCUCCUGUUCAUAUUGUUGUUGUGCUCAGCUGAAUAACUGGGCUGCUCAGUUGUCUCCUGCUGCAUUUUGUUGCCCUUUUGCUCCUUUUCCUGUAACGUGAGCAACAUAGCCUCUUGUCUCUCAUGUUUGGAACAGUAGCUCAAAGGCAGCUGCUGGAUUUCCCCUUUAUGGGUGUUUCCCAAGCAAAUAUUUUCUGUCUUUUAGUUUUAGGAUGUUCUAGAAUGCAGAAGUUUUCCCGUGAAUGUUGUCUGAUGUCAUGUUGCCAAAGGAAUGUCCUGUUCCUAUAUCCCAUGCUGCAUGCCCUGGCUCUGUAAGCAAUGGCAGAUCCUUUGUGAUAAAGA
This is a messenger RNA of Gopherus flavomarginatus (Mexican gopher tortoise), 4460 nucleotides long. RefSeq names its product MLX interacting protein like (gene MLXIPL). Gene Ontology annotation, molecular function: RNA polymerase II cis-regulatory region sequence-specific DNA binding; DNA-binding transcription factor activity, RNA polymerase II-specific; protein dimerization activity. Lineage: Eukaryota; Metazoa; Chordata; Testudines; Testudinidae. The record is from RefSeq and is a predicted model, not a curated record. The transcript is spliced from 17 exons. Bases 1 to 2658 code for a protein of 885 amino acids. Gene Ontology annotation, cellular component: nucleus. Gene Ontology annotation, biological process: regulation of transcription by RNA polymerase II.